AUAGGCCUCGGAGUAGAGGAAAAACAACGUUGGAGGAUGAAGAUAGUAUGGAUGGAAUUGAGGCAGCAGAACCAGAAAACUCUGCAGACACAGACAUUAAAGAAAAACCUGUGGAAGAUGGUGCCCAGACCGAAACAACGGACGCUGAGCAGCUAACACCUAUCCUUCAGCGCUCUUUAUCCGAGGAGUCUGAGCACUCCACUGCCUCUGUUGGAGUUGAGGCCAAAAGCAGUGAACAACUUUGUGCAUUUUGUUGCUGUGGUGAAAGGAGUCUC
Molecule: messenger RNA, 275 nt
Organism: Staurois parvus
Lineage: Eukaryota; Metazoa; Chordata; Amphibia; Anura; Ranidae
Source: the annotation of a GenBank genome assembly